AUGCAUCGUCUUUUUACUGAGCUGGAGCCAUCUAUUACUGUCACCGAGCAAAACCUGGCAGACCGAGUUCGGUAUAUCUUACGCUCAAAUAUAUUUGAUGUCGCCGAACUCGAACGGCUACGACGUGAGGCUGUUCCCUCAUCAAAUGAAAACGCUAAGGCUGGGGGUACGGCUCCACAAGUUGCAGAGCAACCCGCACACGUAGAUGCCGCCGUGAAUGCCCCAGUUGUUGCUGAUUCAAACGAUGAUGGAACAGUCACCCAGGAACUAGAAAUAGAGCAAAUGAGGAGUACAUUGGAAGAGGCGAUUAUGGAAACGCGCAGUACGCCUCUCGAAAAUCGACCGCGACUUCCCCGCAUAGCCCUAAGCAAGCGGAAUCGGGCUGUCGUGAGAGCUCUGAACCCAAUGCUGGUGACCUAUUUGGAAGCCAGCCGGGACCUUUGCGAGACGGACUCAAUUCUCUUUGGCGCCGCACUGGCAGUCUGCCGUAUUAUAGGCGCCAAACUUUCCACGGCUGGACGCACUACUGAACAAAGUAGCGCUAUCCCAGCCUGGAGAACAAGAAUUGAAGAACGUAUCGCAAAGGCUAGGGCCCUCAUCGGCAGACUGAUAUGCUUCAGGUCAGGCAAUACCAGGCCAAGGAUUGUGCGCACCAUCAGGAUGGCGUUUGCUGGGACAAAUGUUAGUUUGUCCCAGCCGGAUAUAAUGCAAAAACUGACGGAGCGCAUAGACGACCUGAAGCAGAGAAUCGCUGCUUGGGGAAAGCGGAUUCGGCGAUAUACCGAGAGGUCGACACGGUUCAACCAGAAUCGUCUCUUCCAGAGUGAUCAGAAGAGGCUCUAUAAAUCAUUGGAGCGACCAAUGAUAGGUAUCACAGACAACGAAGAACCAGAUACAGAAAGUUUAGAUUUAAAUGCUGAAAACCACACAACAAAUGAAAAUGAAAAUUUACAUAGGGAAAAGAUAAUUGCCAUAGAUGAAAUGUUUGCUAAAGCUUUAGAAUAUUUUGCUAAUACAAACCCAACAGAGAGACAAUUUAUACCAAAGCAGAGGUCAUCAAAGAAAUUGAGUAAAAUAGUUGCCUAUGUAAACAAUAUUUUAUUGCCACAAUAUAUCAACAGCGAAAUUGAAUUUAAAACAUUUCAGAAUUUAGUGUACUGUGCAGCAUGGACUUCAGCUAAGCUCAACGGAGCUAAAAUUGAAAUAGCUAUACAAGUUGAUAAUCCGUUAGGACCUGAGAAACAAAAGAAAUAUAAUAAGCCAAAGUGGGAACAAAGAUUAAAAAACAAAGUAAGUGAAUUAAGAGCAAAAAUUGCAAGGCUAACACAAUAUAUUAAUGGAAACCGAGCCUGUAAAAAUUUUAGGGCAAAAGGGGAAGAAACUGAAUGUUUGGCGUAUCGGGCUCGGAUGCAUCGCUUUUUUGCAGAAGUGGAGCCAUCUCUAUCCGUCACUGAGCAAAACUUGGCAGACAGAGUUCGGUACAUCCUGCGCUCCAACAUAUUUGGUGACGCCGAACUCGAACGACUACGACGUGCGGCUAUUCGUUCAUCGAAUGGAAAUGCUACGGCUGGCAAUGCGGCGCCACUAGAUGCGCAACAAACUGCAUAUGUGGAUGCUGCCGUCAACAUUCCAUUUGUGGCUAAUUCAGACGGUGAUGGAAUAGUCUCCCACGAACUAGAGAAAAUGAGGAGCAUAUUGGAAGAGUCGAUGCUGGAAACGCGCAGCAUGCCUCUCGAAAAUCGACCGCGACUUCCUCGCAUACCCCUUAGCAAGCGAAAUCGGGCUGUCGUGCGGGCUCUUAAACCAAUGCUGGUGAGCUAUUUGGAAGCCAGCCGGGACUUUUGCGAGACGGACUCAAUUCUCUUUGGCGCCGCACUGGUAGUAUGCCGUAUUAUUGGCGCCAAACUCCCCGUGGCUGGACGUGCUACUCAAAAAAGUAGCGCGAUCUCAGCCUGGAGAAAAAGAAUUGAGGACCGUAUCGCAAAGGCAAGGGCCCUUAUCGGCAGACUGACAAGCUUCAGGUCGGGUAAUAAUAGACCGAGAGUUGUGCGCACCGUUAGAAUGGCGUUUGCUGGGACAAAUUUUAGUUUGUCCCAGCCGGAUAUCACGCAGAAACUAACGGAGCGCAUAGAUGACCUGAAAUAA
Molecule: messenger RNA, 2145 nt
Organism: Parnassius apollo (apollo)
Lineage: Eukaryota; Metazoa; Arthropoda; Insecta; Lepidoptera; Papilionidae
Source: the annotation of a GenBank genome assembly